GUUGGGAUCGACCCGCCCACCUCCAGCCAGCAGACAGUCUCCAAGUGCUCGGCGGCAGUUUGAGGAGAACCUGAGCGGGGGGAAAACUGCGUCCGAUCCCGGAGAACUCGGAACGGGCGAACCACGAUGAGUUGGGGAACGGAGCUCUGGGAUCAGUUCGACAAUCUAGACAAACACACUCAGUGGGGGAUCGACUUCCUGGAGCGGUAUGCGAAGUUCGUCAAGGAAAGGUUGGACAUUGAGCAAAAUUAUGCCAAGCAGCUACGGAACUUGGUAAAGAAAUACCUUCCAAAACGCUCUAAGGAGGAGGAACCGAGGUUUACGUCAUGUUUGUCGUUUUACGCCAUACUGACUGAACUCAAUGACUAUGCGGGUCAGAAGGAGGUGGUGGCAGAGGAGAUGGGUCACAGGGUUUAUGGAGCACUGAUGAAGUACAGUCAGGACCUCAGAGCAGACCGGAAACAUCAUCUUCAAGAGGGCAGGAAGGCUCAGCAGUAUUUGGAUCAUUGCUGGAAACAGAUGGACAAUAGUAAAAAGAAAUUUGAGAGAGAAUGUAAGGAAGCAGAGAAAUCCCAGCUGACCUACGAGCGAUUAGACAAUGACAUCAAUGCCACAAAAGCCGACGUUGACAAGGCCAAAGCUCAGUUUAACCAGCGAACUCACAUGGUUGAUGAGAGUAAAAACGAAUAUGCCGCCCAGCUGCAGAACUUCAACGCGGAGCAGUGGAAACAUUUUAACAACUCCAUACCACACAUCUUUAAGAAUCUGCAAGAUAUGGAUCAGCGUCGGACAGUGAAGCUUGGGGAGACGUACCGAAGUUUUGCCGAAGCGGAACGAAAAGUCAUUCCUAUCAUUUCCAAGUGCUUAGAUGGAAUGGUUUCAGCGGCCAAAGCUGUUGAUGACAAGAAGGAUUCGGCAAUUGUCGUGGAGUCCUUUAAGUCCGGCUUUGACCCUCCAGGCGAUUUCCCUUUUGAAGACCUCAGUCAGAAUCUGAGUAGAACCGGGUCCGAUGGGACCAUCAGCAGUAAUACGCCCAAAGGAGAAAGGGAUGCGGCUCCGGGGCCAAGACCGGACCCAAAACACACAAUUAGCAAAGCCAAGAACAAACUCUGGCUCUUUGGCAAGAAACCAAAGUCCCCUACUUCCUCUCCUCCUCCACCACCUCCCUCCUCCUCCUCCUCCCGCCCACGAGCCUCACAACUUUUCCCUCCAAACCGGUUCAGCUCUGACCGAGUGACACAAUAUCUGUCUGAGAUAAAGACGACAGUGCCCAGAAUCCCCCAGAACUUGAAAGGCCUGAGAAGAGGGGCCCCGUCGGUGGAGGACUACAGCCACUUACCCCCGGAGCAGAGGAGGAAGAAGUUGCAGCAGAGAAUUGAGGAACUCAAUAAAGAGCUCCACAUACAGAUGGAUCAGAGAGAUGCCUUGAACAAAAUGAAGGACGUGUAUGAAAAGAAUCCACAGAUGGGAGACCCCAACAGCCUGCAGCCUAAAAUAUCAGAGACCAUGUGCAACAUGGAAAAGCUGCGUUCAGAGAUCCACAGACAUGAGACUUGGUUAUCUGAGGUGGAAGGAAAGCAGAGCUCCAGAGACCGGAGGCACAGUGCUGACAACCACCAUCACACCCCUCAAGGCAGAGAGAGCCCUGAAGGCAGUUAUACAGAAGACAGCGGUCAGGAGCACCACCCACCUCAGUUCCACUCCAGCCCCCCUCAGCCCGGACAGCCCAAUGCCGACCCCCUGGAGUUUGAUGAUGAAUUUGAUGAUGAUGACCCGCUGCCGGUUAUCGGACACUGCAAAGCUUUGUACGGCUUUGACGGUCAGAACGAGGGCACCUUAGUCAUGGCAGAAGACGAGGUGCUGUACAUCAUCGAGGAGGACAAAGGCGACGGCUGGACCAGGGCCAGGAAGCAGAGCGGCGAGGAAGGUUACGUCCCCACCACCUAUGUAGAAAUCACCAUGGAGAAGAACUGCAAAGGUGCUGUCACCUACAUCUGAAGCUCUGUGUGUCCUCUGUCCUGCCAACCAUCGCCUUUUCAUCCUUGCCACGCAUGCCCUUUUGUUCCUCAAGAUGACAUUUUACACCAACAGUCAUGCGUUUUGUCUAGUUUGUUUUUCUUCCCAUCGCUGGGCCUUUCUUCCUGUCGUUGCCCUCACCCUCUAAUCACUCAUCCACGCAUCACAACCGUGGAGCUGAUGCUACCCAGGUGAGGCGUGUCUUCUUUGUGAUGCUUCACCAUGUUGUAUGCACGUCGCUUCUUAUUGAUCACAAAGUGUUAAAAGAUUUUUUUUACAUAAUAUAUUAGAAAUUGCUUUUUUUUUUUUUUAGUUGUCAACAAUUGUCUUGAUCCUGUCUGUUUAUAUUUUAAAGUUGUUGAUUUUACGCCGUUUGAAUUCACUUGUUAACUUAAUUUGAAAUGUCUUUCUGAUUUCUGAAUGUUUGUGUGCCGUUGAUACCAGACCUGGGAAAAUUAAGGCCCGGCGACAUUCCCAAAUACAAACCCCGUUUCCAUAUGAGUUGGGAAAUUGUGUUGGAUGUAAAUAUAAACGGAAUACAAUGAUUUGCAAAUCAUUUUCAACCCAUAUUCAGUUGAAUGCACUACAAAGACAAGAUACCUGAUGUUCAAACAAAUAAUAAUUAACUUAGAAUUUCAUGGCUGCAACACGUGCCAAAGUGGUUGGGAAAGGGCAUGUUCACCACUGUGUUACAUCACCUUUUCCUUUAACAACACUCAAUAAACGUUUGGGAAUUGAGGAAACUAAUUGUUGAAGCUUUGAAAGUGGAAUUAUUUCCCAUUCAGUCGUUCAACAGUCCGGGGUCUCCGCUGUCGUAUUUUACGCUCCACACAUUUUCCAUGGGAGACAGGUCUGGACUGCAGGCAGGCCAGGAAAGUAGCCGCACUCUAUUUUUUUACGAAGCCACGCUGUUGUAACAAGUGCUGAAUCUGGCUUGGCAUUGUCUUGCUGAAAUAAGCAGGGGCGUCCAUGAAAAAGACGGCGCUUACAUGGCAGCAUAUGUUGUUCCAAAACCUGUAUGUACCUUUCAGCAUUAAUGGUGCCUUCACAGAUGUGUAAGUUACCCAUGCCUUGGGCACUAAUGCACCCCCAUACCAUCACAGAUGCUGGCUUUUCAACUUUGCGUCGAUAACAGUCUGGAUGGUUCGCUUCCCCUUUGGGCCGGAUGACACGAUGUUGAAUAUUUCCAAAAAUAAUUUGAAAUGUGGACUCGUCAGACCACAGAACACUUUUCCACUUUGCAUCAGUCCAUCUUAGAUGAUCUCGGGCCCGGAGAAGCCGGCGGCGUUUCUGGAUGUUGUUGAUAAAUGGCUUUCGCUUUCAUAGUAGAGCUUUAACUGGCACUUAGAGAUGUAGCGACCAACUGUAUUUAGUGACAGUGGUUUUCUGAAUGGUUCCUGAGCCCUUGUGGUGAUAUCCUUUCGAGAUUAAUGUCGGUUUUUGAUACAGUGCCGUCUGAGCGAUCAAAGGCAUGGCCGGAAACCAACUUUGAAUCAGUGCCCAAAGCAUGGGUAACUUACACAUCUGUGAAGUUCACCAUUAAUGCUGAAAGGUACAUACCGGUUUUGGAGCAACAUAUGUCGCCAUCCAAGCAACGUUUAUCAUGGACGCCCCUGCUUAUUUCAGUGAGAGGAUGCGGCUUGGCAACUUAAGCUGUACAUCAAGCAAGAAUGGGAAAGAAUUCCACCUGUAAAGCUGCAAAAAAUCGGUCUCCUCAGUUCCCAAAUAUUUAAGGAGUGUUGUUAAAAGGAAAGGCCAAGUAACACACUGGUAAAAAUGCCAACUUUUUUGCAAUGUGUUGCUGCCAUUAAAUUCUAAGUCAAUGAUUAUUUGCAGUCUAAUAUAAGUUGAAAAGGAUUUGCAAAUCAUUGUAGUCUUUUUUUAUAUUUAGGUUUUACACAAGGUGCCAACUUCACUGGUGUUAGGUUUUUGUAGUUUAUUCCUUGCAUUAGAUUCUGACACAGCAGCAUGUGUGUGUGUGUGUGUGUGUGUGUGUGUGUGUGUGUCCUGGUAUGAUUGUGUCGCCUUAACUUGAUCUCUCCUCUGUAUGACUGUGCAGGUUCCUGAGGGCCGCAGGGUUGGCCAGGCGAUUUGAUUUGGCCGGUGGUGGAGGGUCUCUUGCUGAUUGCUGAAUGUUGGUGGCGGGGGGUGAGCACGAGAGAGACGAGAAAGGAAGCGAGGUAGCGAGGGGAACUAGACGAGCAAGUUUGCAUGUCUGCAUGCUCACACUUACAUUUCCAAUGCGGCAUUCUGGCUUCUGAAAGAAUCAGUUCAAUAGUGUCGGACUUCUGUAAAGCUGGUGAAAAAAAAAAAAAAAAAACACGCUACAGAGUCUGCAAAGUAUUCUUUAAUUGGCAAGGAGAGAAAAUUAAGGUACACAGUAAAGCUGUAAACUAAUAGUAAUUGGAAAGAUGCUGUUCUGAUGCUCUAUUUUUGCAUUCUACUUGAGUUGGAUCCAAAAGUCCCAACAAAUCUUGACUAAUUCUCAGGCCCUUUUUUUUUUUAACCCUAAUAUAUUUUUGUUGAGCAUUUUUAAAAAAACAAAAAAUUUAUUAAAGAAAACACAUUUAAUAUAUUGCAAGGUUAGUAAAGCUUUGAGCAUUUUGCUGCCACUAACAACAUCAAACUCAUUCCUUAUACCAGGGGUUGGGAACCUGUGGCUCUUUUGAUGACUGCAUCUGGCUCUCAGAUAAAUCUUAGCUGACAUUGCUUAACAUGAUAAAAAAAUGAAUAUAUCCGCUGGUAAUCUGUCAGGUUCAAACACUGACGACAUUUAUUAAACAGACAAGAAGCAAGGAAUCAUGCAGAGACAGAGUUUAAUUUGGCUCAAUGAGGAGAGACACGUGUUUUUGGCCGUAUCUUAGUUACAGAUCCGAACUACGUUCUAAAAGUCCAGCACGCAUGCUUCCUCUAUUUAUUUGGGAGGUCUCUUUUUACAUGACUGAAGCUGUCGCUGAGCGAAAGGGGGUAAUCUCGACAACUCCAGUUAGACACAAUAUAUGAUUGUACAAAAAGUGCAAAUGUGUUGAUGCUGGUGAUAUCGCCUUGUCUCUGCUGUCUGCGGCAGCAGGCCAUUCCUGGACACAGACACUGAUACCAGACGGGCUUGCGAUCUUUUGGAUUGCCAGCUUUUUUAAAUCUUAGCUGACAUUGCUUAACACGAUAACAAAUGAAUAUGUCCGCUGGUAAUCUGUCAGGCUCAAACACUAACGACAUUUAUUAAACAGACAAGAAGCAAGGAAUCAUGCAGAGACAGAGUUCAAUUUGGCUCAAUGAGGAGACACGUGUUUUUGGCCGUAUCCUAGCUACAGAUCCAAACUAUGUUCUAAAAGUCCAGCCCGCGUGCUUCCUCUAUUUAUUUGGGAGGUGUCUUUUUACAUGACUGAAGCUGUCGCUGAGCGAAAGGGGGUAAUCUCGACAACUCCAGUUGGACACAAUAUAUGAUUAUACAAAAAGUGCAAAUGUGUUGAUGCUGGUGAUAUCGCCUUGUCUCUGCUAUCUGCGGCAGCAGGCCAUUCCUGGACACAGACACUGAUACCAGACAGGCUUGCAAUCUUUUGGAAUGCCAGCUUUUUUAAAUCUUAGCUGACAUUGCUUAACACGAUAAAAAAUGAAUAUAUCCGCUGGUAAUCUGUCAGGUUCAAACACUGACGACAUUUAUUAAACAGACAAGAAGCAAGGAAUCAUGCAGAGACAGAGUUUAAUUUGGCUCAAUGAGGAGAAACACGUGUUUUUGGCCGUAUCCUAGUUACAGAUCCAAACUACGUUCUAAAAGUCCAACACGCAUGCUUCCUCUAUUUAUUUGGGAGGUCUCUUUUUACAUGAUUGAAGCUGUCGCUGAGCAAAAGGGGGUAAUCUCGACAACUCCAGUUAGACACAAUAUAUGAUUAUACAAAAAGUGCAAAUGUGUUGAUGCUGGUGAUAUCGCCUUGUCUCUGCUAUCUGCGGCAACAGGCCAUUCCUGGACACAGACACUGAUACCAGACAGGCUUGCAAUCUUUUGGAUUGCCAGCUUUUUAAAAUCUUAGCUGACAUUGCUUAACACGAUAAAAAAUGAAUAUAUCCGCUGGUAAUCUGUCAGGUUCAAACACUGAAGACAUUUAUUAAACAGACAAGAAGCAAGGAAUCAUGCAGAGACAGAGUUUAAUUUGGCUCAAUGAGGAGAAACACGUGUUUUUGGCCGUAUCCUAGUUACAGAUCCAAACUACGUUCUAAAAGUACAACACGCAUGCUUCCUCUAUUUAUUUGGGCGGUGAGAAGGGGGUAAUCUCGACAACUCCAGUUAAACACAAUAUAUAAUUAUACAAAAAAAUGCAAAUUUCCUGACGGUGGUGAUAUCGCCUUGUCUCUGCUGUCUGCGGCAGCAGGCCAUUCCUGGACACAGACACUGAUACCAGACGGGCUUGCAAUCUUUUGGAUUGCCAGCUUUCCACAGACAAAGAAAAAUACGGAAUUACAUUUGAAAAUAUUUGGCUUUCAUGGCUCUCCCAGUCAAAAAGGUUCCCGACCCCUGCCCUGGUCCUCACUCUGGUCCUCACUCUGGUCCUCACUCUGGUCCUCACACCCGCCUCCGAGCUGGCAUGCCCUCAACAUGUCAAACAUGUGUGCUUGUUUCCAGCAUGACUUGUCUGUCCCAUCUCCCAUCAGCUCACUGCUCCUCUGGCAAGAUAGCAGGACUAUCUUCUGCACACCUUCUCUCUAUCAUCCGUUAAAAAGUCCUCCUUCUAACCAGCAGGUGGCAGACUUUCUUUCCCAAACUGCAUCUGAGUUCUUGAUUAUUAUUCCCAGCAGACUCUGCCUUAUUUUUUUAAUUUUUUUUUUUUUUUUUAAUUCCUCCCCAUUAAAUCAAUGAUAUUUGUGACACACGUGCCAAUGAGCAAAACACACAUCAGUGUGUGUACAGUCGUGGUCAAAAGUUUACGUACACUUGUAAAGAACAUAAUGGUUGAGUUUCCAAUCAUUUUUACAACUCUUUAUUUUUUUUUGGGUCACAAAAAACCUGCAUAAAGUUUGGUUCUUUUAUUAAAUUACAAACCCUGUUUCCAUAUGAGUUGGGAAAUUGUGUUUGAUGUAAAUAUAAACGGAAUACAAUGAUUUUAAAAUCUUUUUCAACCCAUAUUCAGUUGAAUAUGCUACAUAGCUCGGUUGGUAGAGUGGCAACUUGAGGGUUGCAGGUUCGAUUCCCGCUUGUGCCAUCCUAGUCACUGCCGUUGUGUCCUUGGGCAAGACACUUUACCCACCUGCUCCCAGUGCCACCCACACUGGUUUAAAUGUAACUUAGAUAUUGGGUGUCACUAUGUAAAGCGCUUUGAGUCACUUGAGAAAAGCGCUAUAUAAAUAUAAUUCACAAAGACAACAUAUUUGAUGUUCAAACUCAUAAACUUUUUUUUUUUUUUUUUUUUUUAACAAAUAAUCAUUAACCUUAGAAUUUGAUGCCAGCAACACGUGACAAAGAAGUUGGGAAAGGUGGCAAAAAAUACUGAUAAAGUUGAGGAGUGCUCAUCAAACACUUAUUUGGAACAUCCCACUUGUAAAGAACAUAAUGGUUGAGUUUCCAAUCAUUUUUACAACUCUUUAUUUUUUUUGGGUCACAAAAAACCUUCGUAAAGUUUAAUUCUCUUAUUAAAUUACAAACCCCGUUUCCAUAUGAGUUGGGAAAUUGUGUUAGAUGUAAAUAUAAACGGAAUGCAAUGAUUUGCAAAUCAUUUUCAACCCAUAUUCAGUUGAAUAUGCUACAUAGCUCGGUUGGUAGAGUGGCCGUGCCAGCAACUUGAGGGUUGCAGGUUCGAUUCCCGCUUGUGCCAUCCUAGUCACUGCCGUUGUGUCCUUGGGCAAGACACUUUACCCACCUGCUCCCAGUGCCACCCACACUGGUUUAAAUGUAACUUAGAUAUUGGGUGUCACUAUGUAAAGCGCUUUGAGUCACUUGAGAAAAGCGCUAUAUAAAUAUAAUUCACAAAGACAACAUAUUUGAUGUUCAAACUCAUAAACUUUUUUUUUUUUUUACAAAUAAUCAUUAACCUUAGAAUUUGAUGCCAGCAACACGUGACAAAGAAGUUGGGAAAGGUGGCAAAAAAUACUGAUAAAGUUGAGGAGUGCUCAUGAAACACUUGUUUGGAACAUCCCACUUGUAAAGAACAUAAUGGUUGAGUUUCCAAUCAUUUUUACAACUCUUAUUUUUUUUGGUGACAAAAAACCUUCGUAAAGUUUAAUUCUCUUAAUAAAUUACAAACCCCGUUUCCAUAUGAGUUGGGAAAUUGUGUUAGAUGUAAAUAUAAACAGAAUACAAUGAUUUUUAAAUCUUUUUCAACCCAUAUUUAGCUGAAUAUGCUACAAAGACAACAUAUUUGAUGUUCAAACUCAUAAACAUUUUUUUUUUUUGCAAAUAAUCAUUAAAUUUUAGAAUUUGAUGCAAUCAAUCAAUGUUUAUUUAUAUAGCCCUCAAUCACAAAUGUCUCAAAGGACUGCACAAACCAUUACGACUACGACAUCCUCGGAAGAACCCACAAAAGGGCAAGGAAAACUCACACCCAGUGGGACGCCAGGGACAAUGCUGACUAUGAGUAACCUUGGAGAGGACCUCAGAUGAGGUCAACCCCCCCCCUCUAGGGGACCGAAAGCAAUGGAUGUCGAGCGGGUCUAACAUGAUACUGUGAAAGUUCAAUCCAUAGUGGCUCCAACACAGCCGCGAGAGUUCAGUUCAAAGCGGAUCCAAGACAGCAGCGAGAGUCCCGUCCACAGGAAACCAUCCCAAGCGGAGGCGGAUCAGCAGCGUAGAAAUGUCCCCAACCGAUACACAGGCGAGCGGUCCAUCUUGGGUCUCGACUCUGGACAGCCAGUACUUCAUCCAUGGUCAUCGGACCGGACCCCCUCCACAAGGGAGGGGGGGGGGACAUAGGAGAAAAAAGAAAAGAAGCGGCAGAUCAACUGGUCUAAAAAGGAGGUCUAUUUAAUGAAUUUGACGCCAGCAACACGUGACAAAGAAGUUGGGAAAGGUGGCAAUAAAUUCUGAUAACGUUGAGGAAUGCUCAUCAGACACUUAUUUGGAACAUCCCACAGUGCACUCCUGCCUUAACCCGCCCCCCCGCCGAAUUUUUAUUGGUUGACGUGUGUGUGUGUGUGUGUGUGUGUGUGUGUGUGUGUGUGUGUGUGUGUGUGUGUGUGUGUGUGUGUGUGUGUGUGUAUGUGUGUAUGUGUGUGACGAUUGCUGAUAUACGCCAAGUCUCUUACGUGAAUGAGAUAAAUAAUAUUAUUUGAUAUUUUACGGCAAUGUCUUACCAAUUAUCAAUCAAUCAAUGUUUAUUUAUAUAGCCCCAAAUCACAAAUGUCUCAAAGGACUGCACAAAUCAUUACGACUACGACAUCCUCGGAAGAACCCACAAAAGGGCAAGGAAAACUCACACCCAGUGGGCAGGGAGAAUUCACAUCCAGUGGGACGCCAGUGACAAUGCUGACUAUGAGAAACCUUGGAGAGGACCUCAGAUGUGGGCAACCCCCCCCCCCUCUAGGGGACCGAAAGCAAUGGAUGUCGAGCGGGUCUAACAUGAUACUGUGAAAGUUCAAUCCAUAGUGGCUCCAAGACAGCAGCGAGAGUCCCGUCCACAGGAAACCAUCUCAAGCGGAUCAGCAGCGUAGAGAUGUCCCCAACCGAUACACAGGCGAGCGGUCCAUCCUGGGUCCCGACGAGCGGUCCAUCCUGGGUCUCGACUCUGGACAGCCAGUACUUCAUCCAUGGUCAUCGGACCGGAUCCCCUCCACAAGGGAGGGGGGGACAUAGGAGAAAGAAAAGAAGCGGCAGAUCAACUGGUCUAAAAAGGAGGUCUAUUUAAAGGCUAGAGUAUACAGAUGAGUUUUAAUUAGACACUUUAGUCGCUCCAGAGUAUAAGUCGCACCCCAGGCCAAACUAGGGAAAAAAACUGCGACUUAUAAUCCGAAAAAUACGGUAUUUCCUUGCCUAGACAUCCAACAAAUUAGCCCGCAGAAUAAAACACGGGUAGAAUUUUACAAACCCCAUUUCCAUAUGAGUUGGGAAAUUGUGUAAGAUGUAAAUAUAAACAGAAUACAAUGAUUUGUAAAUAAUUUUCAACCCAUAUUCAGUUGAAUAUGCUACAAAGACAACAUAUUUGAUGUUCAAACUGAUAAAAAAAAAUAAAAAAUUGUGCUAAAAAUCAUUACCGGUAACUUAAGAAUUUGACACGUGACAAAGAAGUUGGGAAAGGUGGCAAUAAAUACUGAUAAAAGUUGAGGAAUGCUCAUCAAACACUUAUUUGGAACAUCCCACAGGUGUGCAGGCUAAUUGGGAACAGGUGGGUGCCAUGAUUGGGUAUAAAAACAGCUUCCCCCAAAAAAUGCUCAGUCUUUCACAAGAAAGGAUGGGGCGAGGUACACCCCUUUGUCCACAACUGCGUGAGCAAAUAGUCAAACAGUUUAAGAACAACGUUUCUCAAAGUGCAAUUGCAAGAAAUUUAGGGAUUUCAACAUCUACGCUCCAUAAUAUCAUCAAAAGGUUCAGAGAAUCUAGAGAAAUCACUCCUUGAAGCGGCAUGGCCAGAAACCAACAUUGAAUGAUCCCUGUAUCAAAAACCGACAUCAAUCUCUAAAGGAUAUCACCACAUGGGCUCAGGAACACUUCAUAAAACCACUGUCAGUAACUACUUUGGUUGCUACAUCUGCAAGUGCAAGUAAAAGCUCUACUAUGCAAAGCGAAAGCCAUUUAUCAACAACAUCCACAUCUCCGUGUGCGCUGUUCCCCCUCAGCUGCGGCUGAUUGAUUGUUUGGAGGAGAAAAGGUGAGGCCUUAAGUCCCAGGAACACCAUUCCCGACCGUAAAGCAUGGUGGUGGUAGUAUUAUGAUCUGGGCCUGUUUAUGCUGCCGUUCUAGACCCAUAAUAAACUCAUAAAAGAAGCAAACUUCAUGUUUUUUUGUGACCAACAAGUAUGUUCUCUCAAAAUUAAGAGUUGUAGAAUUGAUUAGAAACUCAAGUCAGCCAUGACAGGAUGUUCUUUACAUAUGUGUCCUCUAGACCAGGACUGUACACCUCAUGGGUGCACGUGUGACAUUAGUUUUAAAUCAUCAUGUCGAUCAAUUAGCAUCUUUUGUUCAAUGUCACGUCGAAUGUGUUUCCAUGGUGAUCGUGUCUGGCCGUGCUUGUUGGAUUGACACUUUUCAGGAGACAACGAGGUUCCAAUGGAACCGACGCACUUUGCCCUGAGAGACUUAAAUCAAUGAAGAGUGUUCUUUUCUGUGUGGCAUGACCACUGUGCGCAAUGCACAACUAAAAGUGAUUUUUUUUAUAUCUUCUUUGAUUAUUUUGUACUCCAUUUUUUUUGGUAAAAACUGUCAAAAAAAAAACAAUAUGUUGCAUGAUUUUACUAUCAAGUUUGAAACAGUUUCUUCCGGCGUUUUUCAACCACUCGUGUGUGUUUUCAGGCAUUUACGCUUCUAUUGAUCUAUUGUCUCCCAAGGUAAUCGAAAUAUGAUGUGACCACGCCUUAACUAUUGUUUUUUUCUUGUAUUAUUGAGAAACUGUGAAAUGUGCAGAAUGAUGCUGUAGAAAGAUGCUAUUUAAGCACCCUUAAUCUAUAUUAAUACAUCAAUUUCUACCAAUCAAUUUAAUGUUGUGCUCGUAUGUUUACAUAACCUGGAAGAAGUUAUGAUUUCUUGGCCAUUUUUUUAGAAAAUAUAAAAACUGAAAAAUGGGCUGCAUGGUCGAGUGGCCCAAAAAUUCAAUUUUGGUCUCAUCGCUCCAAAUUACUUUGUUCCAGAAGUUUGAGGCUUCUCUCUGGAUACUUUGUGACAUUUGCGCAGAAAUCUGCUUUCUUCUGGCGACUCGACCAUGCAGCCCAUUUUUCUUUAAGCGCCUCCUUAUUGUGCAUCUUGAAACAGCCACACCACAUUUUUUUUUGGAGAGUCCUGUAUUUCAGCUGAAGUUAUUUGUGGAUAUUUCUUUGCAUCUCAAACAAUUUUCCAGGCUAUGGUGGCUUCUGAGGUACAAAAAAAUUACUGUUCAAAAGGGUUAAGUUUUCUCGUUUUAGACAGACAUUAUCGGGGACUAAGGGUGCCAAAUAAUGUGUUGGAAGCAGAAGACAUAAAACGGCCGGUUUUAAGUUUAAUUUGGGUCGAGGGAGAGGAGCUUCAGGUACGCUCUAUUUUGUACCUCUUGCUUGUCCUAACAGAAUUACUAUACUGACAUCCAGUGGACACUUUCGGAACAGCAGUUUAUUUCAUUUUAAUACUUGGCAAACUCAUCACGCGGUACCAAUGAUUGUCACACACACACACUUGGUGUGGUGAAAUUAUCCUCUGCAUUUGACCUAUCACCCUUGAGGGGAGCAAUGAGCAGCAGGGGUGGUCGCGCCCGGGAAUAAUUUUGGUGAUUUAACCCCCAAUUCUAACCCUUGAUGCUGAGUGCCAAGCAGGGAGCUAAUGGGUCCUGUUUUCAUAGUCUUCGGUAUGACUCGGCCGGGGUUUGAACUCACAACCUACCGAUCUCAGGGCGGACGCUCUAACCGAACCUGUUCGGCCCACGGGCCGUACGUUUGACACCCUUGUUUUUCACAGAUUGACUACUUGAGGCUUCUCUCUGGAUACUUUGUGACAUUUGCGCAGAAAUCUGCUUUCUUCUGGCGACUCGACCAUGCAGCCCAUUUUUCUUUAAGCGCCUCCUUAUCGUGCAUCUUGAAACAGCCACACCACACAUUUUUUUUAGAGAGUCCUGUAUUUCAACUGAAGUUAUUUGUGGAUAUUUCUUUGCAUCUCAAACAAUUUUCCAGGCUAUGGUGGCUUCUGAGGUACAAAAAAAUUACUGUUCAAAAGGGUUAAGUUUUCUCGUUUUUGACAGACAUUAUCGGGGACUAAGGGUGCCAAAUAAUGUGUUGGAAGCAGAAGACAUAAAACGGCCGGUUUUAAGUUUAAUUUGGGUCGAGGGAGAGGAGCUGCAGGUACGCUCUAUUUUGUACCUCUUGCUUGUCCUAACAGAAUUGCUAUACUGACAUCCAGUGGACACUUUCGGAACAGCAGUUUAUUUCAUUUUAAUACUUGGCAAACUCAUCACGCGGUACCAAUGAUUGUCACACACACACACACACACACACUUGGUGUGGUGAAAUUAUCCUCUGCAUUCGACCUAUCACCCUUGAGGGGAGCAAUGAGCAGCAGGGGUGGUCGCGGCCGGGAAUAAUUUUGGUGAUUUAACCCCCAAUUCCAACCCUUGAUGCUGAGUGCCAAGCAGGGAGCUAAUGGGUCCUGUUUUCAUAGUCUUUGGUAUGACUCGGCCGGGGUUUGAACUCACAACCUACCGAUCUCAGGGCGGACGCUCCAACCGAACCUGUUCGGCCCACGGGCCGUACGUUUGACACCCUUGUUUUUCACAGAUUCACUACUUAGUCACCUAAAACGUAAUUUGUCAUCUUAUUUUCUGGAAUACGAAACUGCUUUGGCAGUAAUCUAUAGUCUAAGUGUACAUACCCUGGGAGAAUUUAUGAUUUAUUAGGCGCCAGCGACCCCAAAAGGGAAUAAGCGGUAGGAAAUGGAUGGAUGGAUGGAUGGCCAUUCUUCAGAAAAUAUGAAUGAUAAGACAAAAACCUUUCUUCCACGCAUGCUUAAUGGUUGUGUGAAGCUACUUAUUGGCAAACAACUCUUGUUUACUCUUUUUAAAUCGAAAUGACAAAAGAAAGUACCCAAAUGACCCUGAUCAAAAGUUUACAUACCCCAGUGACUUUGAUCUGAUGCACAAAAGUUGACGCAAACAGGUUUGAAUGGCUAAUCAAGGUUCCAAUCCUCACCUGUGACCUGUUUGGAAUUAUUGUGUGUGUAUAAAAGGUCAGUGAUUUUUUUGGGCUUCUGACAGACCAUUGCAUCUUUCAUCCAGUGCUGCACAGAUGUUUCUGGAUUCUGAGUCAUGGGGAAGGCAAAUGAUUGUAAAGGAUCUGCGAGAAAAGGUAAUCGAACCGCAUAAAACAGGAAAGGGGUAUAGAAAGAUAUCCAAGGAAUUGAGAAUGCCAAUCAGCAGUGUUCAAACGCGGAUUAAGAAGUGGGAAAUGAGGGAUUCAGGUAGACCAGCAAAGAUUUCAGCCACAAUAGCCUGGAACAUUUUUCGAGAUGCAAAGAAAUAUCCACAAAUAACUUCAGCUGAAAUACAGGACUCUCCGAAAAAAUGUGGUGUGGCUGUUUCAAGAGGCACAAUAAGGAGGCACUUCAAGAAAAAUGGGCUGCAUGGUCGAGUCCCCAGAAAAAAGAAUUUUCUGCGCAAAUGUCACAAACAGCACAGAGACAAGCCUCAAAACUUCUGGAACAAAGUAAUUUGGAGCGACGAGACCCAAAUUGAACUUUUUGCCCACUCGACCAUGCAGCCCAUUUUUCCCUUUUUCAGUUUUUAUCGUUCAUAUUUUCUGAAGAAUGGCCAAGAAAUCCUAAAUUCUCCCAGGGUAUGUAAACUUAUGAGCACGACUGUAAACAACUUGUCUUCCAGGUCGGGAGUUUUGUUUGCACAAUUCCUAAAUCCUUCAAAGACAAGAGUAAACGUAGUAGGUUGAAUCAUGAAUGUUAGUGAACAUUUUUUUUUCUUUUGCCACUGUAAAAUAAAUGCACUCACAAGUAGGGUUGCAAAGGGGUGGAAGCUUUCCGCAAAUUUACCAUUGACCAUUUUUUGAUUAUUCAAAGUUGGACACCGUCCAUGCGAAUUAAUAAAUAGAUAGUACUUUAUUGAUUCCUUCUCUAAAACUUCUGGAAAAUUAAAAUGGGAAUAUAUCACACUCUGGCGGAGGAUUGUACGCCUCUUCUUUUAUUUGGACUGUCCCUGAUUACAUGGCAACAGCUGUUUCUAAGGGACGCGGGGUCAUAAACAGCCAUCGCCUUUGAUUACCGGACAUUUACCACGGGAAGUUUAGCUCAGGAAGUUUGGAUAUAUUGACGAUUUUUUGAUUAUUCAAAUUUGGACACCGUCCAUGGGAAUUAAUGGGAAUAAAUGUGAAUUAAAAGGAAUUACAAUAAUGAUAUAUUAUCGGGCUUUUGUCUAUAUGCUGCUGCAUAUUUGUGGCAUUUUAGACGUAGCUCUUUGCACAGUAUUUCCAAAUAUACACCGCCUUUCCGCCAACAUUGGUGGGGGUGAAAUGUCUCCACACAUCAGACGGUGUACGUGGCAUUAUUCUCUUUUUAUUUAUUUAUUCUGGUAAAACACUAAUGCCAUGCCACACGCGGAUACAAAUAGUCGGAUAAACAAUUGGCUAGCAGAACGGAAGGCGGAGGAAACUACAUGUUUCGAUUUGGUAUUUGCUAGUUGAACUUCACAGAUCACAAAAAAAUGGUAAAUUCGGAUCGCUAACGUCGUUAGCAUAAAUGAAUGGGAUUUAACAUAGAGAAAAUUAGCAUCACGGCUAACGGAGAAAAAUUGUCGGUUCAUUAUGAGACUGGCGGUACAUAAACCUAGCUAGCUAGAGAUAUCGGCCCCCAAAUCAUUUAACAAGUACAGGAACAGCUAGCUAGCUCGAGUGGAAGUCUGCUGGAGUAGUCUCCAGUCUUACAGUAACAAGCAAUUACACUUAAAUACCAUAAAUUAAAUAUAUUUACCCAAGUAAUAUCAUCAAAACUUACCUGACUGGAUGAAGUACUUGGGCUCAAAUACUAGUGUGGCCUCAAUAGCCCUGCUGUCGUGUGUAGCAUGCUGGGAAUUGUCUCCGCAUGUGAUCGAGGAAUGCACAGUAAAGGGUUGAAAUCCUACUGAAUUUGCAUCAAAUCAGGUUGUGUUAGCUAAUACGGUAUUUCCUUGAAUUGCUGCCGGGUAGAUAGUAUGCGCCUGCCUAGAAUUACUGCCGGGUCAAACUCGUUUCGCAAAAUAAUUAGCGCAUGCUUAGCAUUAGGAUUUACGCCGUUUCGCAAAAUAUUAUUUUUAUUAGCGCAUGUCUAGAAUUUCCGCCGGGUGAAACUCGUUUCGCCAAAUAAUUAGCAUAUGCCUAGAAUUUCCGCAGGGUCAAACUCGUCACGUCACGAGUGACACUUCAUCAUUUUGAAAAUAGAGGAGGCUGAUUUCAAUAAUUUGAAAUCGCAUAAAGGGAAGAAGAUUAAGAGCUAUUCAGUAGGAUUUAAGGUCCAAGCUAUUGAAUAUGCUAAAAAGAACAAUGAGCAGGUAUGUUUUAUUAAUAUACCGUAGCUGCGUGUGUCAAAUAUGAGCCAUUAAAUGACUCCCGCCUCCUGUUGGUAGAGGGCGCUAGUGAUCCUUCUUGCGACGACUCGGCAGCAGCAAGAGUGAGCGGCGUGUGUUUAUUUUUUCCUCUCCCUUGCACUUUUAACAUGGGGGAUUACAUAUCUAAAAUAAAACUGUUUUCUAAACUGGACUUUCAACCCAAGCAGGAGGUAAUAAAGGAAGAUCUCCAUCGAGACCGAGAGACUAUAAACAAGUUAUCGAUGCUUUCGAUCAGAAGGAGCUGCGCGUGGACUUCAUUUAUAAGUAAAGGUAACACCAUAAGAAAGUUUUUUUUAAAUUAAAUGUGCUUUUCAUGAUAGUAUCCUUUACAUCACACUCAAAUUUAUAAGAGCAGGCCUAAAUUUACUGCAUGCCUUUGGUUAAUUAGCGCCCAGGCGGCAAUUCAAGGAAAUGUUGCAAUAUCUAGCAUGUUGCAUUCAAUGUUUACUCGCAUGGAAAGUUUCCAACUUGGAUUUUUGCAACCCUACUUUCAAGUAAUAACCCACUAAUGGUAGAGAUAGUACAAAAUAAACUAUCUGUAAAAAGAAGUAUAAAGUACAAGCUGAGUAGUAAAACACAAACGCUGUUAUUGGUAUUGUUUUUCAUUUAAAUCCGAUUGUGUCUAAAUCUGAAAAACAAGGUAACUUUUAGGGUUAACUAAAAAAAAAAAAAAUCAAA
Messenger RNA from Nerophis ophidion (straightnose pipefish), 16874 nucleotides. It is a transcript of the gene fnbp1l, whose product is annotated as formin binding protein 1-like. NCBI's taxonomy places the organism in Eukaryota, Metazoa, Chordata, Actinopteri, Syngnathiformes, Syngnathidae. The record is from RefSeq and is a predicted model, not a curated record. The transcript is spliced from 16 exons. Gene Ontology annotation, molecular function: protein binding. The coding region runs from base 127 to 1998 and encodes 623 amino acids. Gene Ontology annotation, biological process: signal transduction.